Glycine soja is the source of this 1571-nucleotide messenger RNA. RefSeq names its product E3 ubiquitin-protein ligase SINAT3-like. Gene Ontology annotation, biological process: ubiquitin-dependent protein catabolic process; multicellular organism development. The transcript has 4 exons. Bases 390 to 1376 code for a protein of 328 amino acids. Gene Ontology annotation, cellular component: cytoplasm. Gene Ontology annotation, molecular function: zinc ion binding; ubiquitin protein ligase activity; protein binding. NCBI's taxonomy places the organism in Eukaryota, Viridiplantae, Streptophyta, Magnoliopsida, Fabales, Fabaceae. The record is from RefSeq and is a predicted model, not a curated record.
UUUCUCUCUCUUCAUCCUCCAACAUCUACGUUAUCUCCUCCAAUUCCAUCCCGAUCUCUUUAUUGUCUUCUUCUUCUCUCUUCCUGGUUUUCGUUGGAGAAUCCUGAAAGCCGUUUGAUUUUAAUCAAAGGGUCAUCAGGAUUCGGACACCAAUAUCUCGAAUCACUCCUCUGUUGUCUUGGAAGAAGACCAAGCAAAGGAAACGAAGAAAAACAUCAAUUUUUGCAAGCAACAAUCUUCUUUCUUCUUCUUCUGCCCCUUUUCUUCUCUUCUCUUGUCUUAAAACACACACACACACAACAUAGCCACCCAUCUGCUGAGGCUGAAGCUGAAGCGUCACAAGUCACAUACAUAUGAUUCGAGUGGCCACAAAUUAAGAGUGAGAGAGAAUGGAAUCGAGUAGCAUUGAGAGCAGCACUGUGUCAUCGAUGACUAUGAUGGAAGAGGAUGAGCAUCCCCAUCAUCAGUUUUCUUCAAUCUCCAAGCUUCAUAACAGUGGCCCCACCACUACCAGUGUCCAUGACCUUCUUGAAUGCCCCGUUUGCACCAACUCUAUGUACCCUCCUAUCCAUCAGUGCCACAACGGUCACACACUUUGCUCAACUUGCAAGACAAGGGUACACAAUCGAUGCCCAACUUGCCGGCAGGAACUCGGUGAUAUAAGGUGUUUGGCAUUAGAGAAGAUAGCAGAAUCACUUGAACUGCCUUGCAGAUACAUUUCUCUUGGGUGUCCAGAGAUAUUUCCCUAUUACAGCAAACUUAAACAUGAGGCUAUUUGUAACUUCAGACCAUACAACUGCCCUUAUGCCGGGUCAGACUGCUCGGUGGUUGGGGAUAUUCCAUGCCUUGUCGCUCAUUUAAGGGACGACCACAGGGUUGAUAUGCAUUCUGGAUGCACUUUUAACCAUCGCUAUGUCAAGUCCAAUCCCAUGGAAGUAGAAAAUGCUACAUGGAUGCUAACGGUUUUCCACUGUUUUGGUCAGUAUUUUUGCCUCCAUUUUGAGGCCUUCCAGCUGGGCAUGGCUCCAGUUUACAUGGCAUUCCUCCGAUUCAUGGGUGAUGAAAGAGAGGCGCGGAACUACAGCUACAGCUUGGAGGUGGGAGGAAAUGGACGUAAACUAACUUUUGAGGGGAGUCCAAGAAGCAUUAGAGAUAGCCAUAAGAAGGUAAGAGACAGCCAUGAUGGUCUCAUCAUUUACCGCAACAUGGCGCUUUUCUUCUCGGGUGGAGACAGGAAAGAGUUGAAGCUACGAGUAACAGGAAGGAUAUGGAAAGAACAGCAAAACCCUGAAGUUUCUGAACCGGAUCAAGUCCCAAAUGGAUCAGAGUCAAUGGUGAACAACUCGGAGAUAGCAAGUUUGUACCUUUUGAAUUAAAAAAAUAGUUUAGGUCAAAAUAUUUUAGAUAGUGCGAAAAAAGGGUUUUAACUUGCAUAACUAUUUUUUUUUACGAAGGUUAAAAUUAUCUUUAGGUACAAAAGGCUACAAUAUUUGCAAAAAAUAAUAUUUAUUGGCAUAUUUGGAGUAUAAAUCUCUAGACUCCUUGGUGACUUUCGCCAUUACAUUGAAAAA